This is a messenger RNA of Knipowitschia caucasica, 264 nucleotides long. NCBI's taxonomy places the organism in Eukaryota, Metazoa, Chordata, Actinopteri, Gobiiformes, Gobiidae. The record is from the annotation of a GenBank genome assembly.
AUGCGUUUGUCUUGUGCCAAACUGCGUUACAUACUGUCCGUGAGCAGCGCGCAGGACUUCGCUGGAGUGUCGCACCUCAGCGCACUCGACAUCAUGAAUCCGCACAUUGCACAAGCUUCUCCGCAGACUCAGACCUGCAGACUCGUCCACAGCCCGGGUCUACAGCUCUGUCCGCCGGCCGCAUGUGCUGCAGAGUGUCGCUGUUCACCGUUGGCAGCUGGUUCCAUGCAGAGCUGCCGAUAUGACGGGAGCGCGCACUUGUGA